AUGGGUAUCAAGAAACUUUUUAAAAUAAAACCUCCAGAGGACAUUAGUCCCGAGCAAAACAGAAAAAAGCUUUUGGAACAGGGAAUUCCAGUGAAAGAUACCGUGCCAAGGUCAAGGGAAAGGUUUUCAGCAUAUGGGAAGUACGCAUCUGAUAGGACCCAACAUAGACAGUAUGCUCCCUCGGGGUACGAAGCGGAGGGAUACCAUUCACAGGGUCAUAUGAGUAAUGAAGAAGCAGACCUGGAAUCUUUAAACAAGGCACCAUUCGACCCAUACGAGACAAGCACCUCUUCUCUGAAUAGAAAAGCGAUUGACCCCUAUGCUGUUGUUUCAUCCGAUUUGAGUUAUGGUGAGAGAUCAAAUACGCGCCAAAGCAACACUUAUACUUCUACCGAAACUUACUCAUCACUUGACACCGGUCAAAGCAAGAAUGACGGUAGUAACCCUUAUGCAUGCAUGAAAGACGAUGUUUACAGUAGUGGCUCAUUCUCACUCACCGGUAAACGCCAGCUUAGAACGCAGUCGGAGGAUACUGUAAAGAGAGCACAAAAAAAUAGUCAGCGUGACGGUUUAGAUGAGUUGGAUUUGAAUGCAGUGAUAGACCACCCAUCGGAUGCGGACGAUUUGAAUAAUUCUAUACACGAGGAACAGUCAUAUAACGGUGAAAGCAAGGGCUUUAGGACCUUUGAAGAUGUGCAACGUGAAGCGGCUUUGCGGGAACAGCAAAUGGAAGAUGAAGAUGUGGACGAGAUUAAGCGAGAGAUACGGUUUACUAAGCAAAGUUCAGUUGCUUCUACUCGUAACACUUUAAAGAUGGCACAAGAUGCAGAAGUUUCAGGAACGAAUACCUUAGGAAUGUUGGGGCAUCAGAGCGAAAAAUUGAAUGAUGUAGAGCAGAAUCUACAUCUGAUUAAAAUGCAAAACCGUGCUGCAGAAAAUAACGUUGCAGAGUUGAAAAAGCUCAAUCGUAACAUUCUAGCAGUUCAUGUAGGCAACCCUUUCACUAGCAAGCGUAAGAUGAGAGAAGCAGAAGCGAGAAUAAAAUCCCAGAAGAGAAUAGACAAUUAUCAGCAGGAAGAACUGAAUUCCAACUUCGUGCAGUCUACUAGAAGAAUUGAAAGUGCUUUAAAAUCUGAAUCUGGCAUUCGCGAGCGGUACGAAAGAGAUCGUGUCUUAGAUCGCGCAAAGCAAUACCAAUUCGAACAAGAUGAAGAGGACAAUGAGAUGGAACUUGAAAUCAGUCGUAACUUGGACAAAAUCGGGCAGGUCAGCAGCCGUUUGAGAAAGCUCGCGCUCUCUACCGGGCAAGAAGUGGAUGCUCAGAGAAGGCGGAUUGAGAAAAUCGAGGAGGAUGCUGACGGUCUUGAUGUGCGUAUUCAUAUGAAUACUUCCAAGAUGACAAACAUUAGAUAA
This is a messenger RNA of Eremothecium sinecaudum, 1413 nucleotides long. RefSeq names its product Sec9p (gene SEC9). The record is from RefSeq and is a predicted model, not a curated record. NCBI's taxonomy places the organism in Eukaryota, Fungi, Ascomycota, Saccharomycetes, Saccharomycetales, Saccharomycetaceae. Bases 1 to 1413 code for a protein of 470 amino acids. The transcript has a single exon. Gene Ontology annotation, cellular component: SNARE complex; plasma membrane. Gene Ontology annotation, biological process: exocytosis; vesicle fusion. Gene Ontology annotation, molecular function: syntaxin binding; SNAP receptor activity.